This is a messenger RNA of Endocarpon pusillum Z07020, 3687 nucleotides long. RefSeq lists its product as uncharacterized. Lineage: Eukaryota; Fungi; Ascomycota; Eurotiomycetes; Verrucariales; Verrucariaceae. The record is from RefSeq and is a predicted model, not a curated record. Gene Ontology annotation, cellular component: plasma membrane. Bases 1 to 3687 code for a protein of 1228 amino acids. Gene Ontology annotation, molecular function: protein binding; guanyl-nucleotide exchange factor activity. The transcript is spliced from 2 exons. Gene Ontology annotation, biological process: positive regulation of GTPase activity; Ras protein signal transduction.
AUGUCGAUGGCCGAGUCCCCAACCAACAAGAUCGAUGCACAAAGCAAAGGCGAAACGUUUGCCGCUGCAUUUGAAUACACAGAAAGCGAUGAGCCUGCGGAGGUAACGUCACCGAAUGAGCAAGUGCCUGCACCUGCAGAUUACGAGAGCCUUUCCUACCAGAGACACAGAUCGCAACGAUCGCUGGGUAUAAAUGGUUACACUGCCACUCCAGACCCUCCUACCCUCUACGUACGUGCGCUGUAUAAUUACGAUGCCGACGACCACACUAGCCUGAGUUUUCGCCAAGGUGACAUAAUACAAGUGCUUACACAAUUAGAAAGUGGCUGGUGGGAUGGGGUCAUCAACGACGUUCGAGGAUGGUUUCCCAGCAACUACUGUGCCGUAGUAUCUGGCCCAGAAGAUCCAGGCGAGUAUGAAGGUAACGGAGUCGACGAGAGUGAGGCAAGCGCAGAGUCGGGGACGGAUGAUGAGCAAGAUGGUGAACAAGAUGACGAUGUGGACUCAGAAGGGAAUCCGUAUGAAGGCGACUCAGGAUUGCCCACAGAUGGUGAAGAGUCAGGCGAUCAAGAAGAGGCUGCCUACUGGAUACCGCAGGCUACACCGGACGGCCGACUCUUCUAUUUUAACACUCUGACAGGUGUCAGCACGAUGGAACUACCCCUGGAGACACCCACGUCAAUGAAUGAAACUGGCCCACAAGAUCGAACAAAUUUCUUUGUGCCAGAACAAACGCGAGCACCUCUAGAAAUGUCAAAUCAUAGCUUUAGCGGGGAAGAGGAUGACCCGGACAAUUCCGGCUCUGAAGGAGAGGGCGAGUCGUUGAUGUUGGCAUCAAACGGUGUGCUACCACACAAGAGACGAUCAUCUAACUCUGAUCGUGUUUCCUCAACGACGUCGACAUCCUUAGAUUCGAUGAAUACAUCACCUGUGGCAGAACUCCGGAAAGCGCCUCCAAAUAUGUACAUGAAAACAAAUGAUAUUAUCAGUGCUGCAACGCAUGCAGAAAGUGGCCUCGAGACAACAGCUGGCACCACAACAUCAUUUUCGACCAAUCCGAUUGGCCUACCGCAGGAUACAAGCGUUCCAAGGUACUUCUUUAACGAUGGAAGCACCGUUCCGACGACAUGGGACGCUCUCACUGAUAACAUGAGUCAGUCUGUCCACGCGUAUCGGCAGGUCGUGAAAAAUCACAAUCGAGCAGAGUUCGUUAGCAGAGCCGAAGACAUCUCAGACCACUUAAGAAUGCUGCUUGCUGCAGGUUCAGGGACAACUGACAAUCAUUCUGGGAACCCCUCAAUAAUUUCAACAAACAAAGCGCUCUAUCCUCAUUUCAGGGAUAUGAUGUCGAGAUUUUCCAAGCUGGUUCUAUCCUCUCACAUUGCCGCAACUGACUGGCCUGGUCCAGAUGCCUAUGCCAAGUGCUUGCAGGAAGCUGAUGGAGUUAUUCAUGCCGUUUACGGCUAUGUCGAGGUAGCUAGGCAACAACGGGGGGAAGAGGUACCCCGACUAGUUCCAGGUUUCGUGCUAGGUAGGACGACUGGAGGCAAUUGGCAGAACAACAAUGUGGAUGCUCAGGAUCCAAUUAGCACGACUUCCUUGGGAGACCGAGGCAGUCCCGAAAGGGGUGAUGGACAUUUCGUGACCCUCGAUCUCAAGCUUUUGGGUCGGGUCGAUGAAGCAAGAAAGUCUCUUAUUGCAAACAUUCGGCGUUUGGAAGACCAGCUGCACAUUACGGAGAAGGUGAUCACACCAGCCCGGCAGAUCCAGCUUGGUGAUGCCAUCUGUCUCGCUGCUGGAAAAGUUAUUGAGUCCUUUAAACCUUUCAUCUCCUGUGUCGAAUCAGUCAAUCUUGGGCCUCUGGGCUCUACCUUUCAGAAUCCUCAGCUGCUUGACUUCGGCUCACAGAAGCAGCAGGCCUAUGACAAUGUCGCAGAGCUCAUUGUUACUUGUCAGAGCAUUACCGCCAGUCUGCCGGAUGAGUGGGCUGAGAUACGUGGCCCGCCCUUCGAUGAGCGUCUCGCUAGGAUUGUAGCCACUUGCCGGCAAUUUGAUAACAACGUUUCACAUAUAGUUUACUUGAUGCAAUUGCUGAUAGACACAAUAGCGUCUCACGACACCUUCAAAGAAGUACGAUUGCCUGAUGCUGAGGCAAGUCAGAAAAUCCCUCUGCAUAUCAGUCCAGCAAAAGGCGCGUUGACGAGGCCGCAGCUCACAGGCGCUAGCCAAAAUGCCUCAUAUGACAAUACUGACAAGGCAUCGGACAAGAUCAGACGUCUGGAUCCAACGGACAAACCGCGUCGUUUCUUUGGACAGAUGACACCACUUGACGUUGUCUCAAGGCCGACAGGUGCCGAAUGCAUGAGCGCGACGGAGGACCGUCCGUGGUACCUGCAUUUAGAUCAUCCGAAUGAAGUCUUUUAUGAUACGAAGUCAACCCCUCCACAGCUUAAGCAUGGAACGUUAACUGGUCUGGUGGAGCAGCUCACCCGCCAUGACAGACUAGAUGCAGUAUUUAACGGCACGUUCCUGCUGACCUACCGCUCUUUCACCACUGCGAGCGAACUUUUUGAGCUUCUGGUGAGAAGAUUUAGCAUUCAACCCCCACCUGGGAUCAAUCAACACGAUCUCACAAACUGGGAGGAGAAGAAGCAGAAACUUGUGCGUUUUCGAGUUGUGAAUGUGCUCAAGAGCUGGCUAGAGCAUUACUGGAUGGAGGAGAAUGACGGAGAGAGCAGGAAGCUUCUCGACAGGAUCUACUCAUUUGCUAAAGACUCAAUUGCCACGACCAAGACACCAGGCUCAGGACCUCUGAUGGCGGUGGUUGAGCAGAGGCUGAAGGGUCAGGACACUUCUGCUAAAAGACUUGUGCUAACAUUGACGAAUUCUGCUCCCGCCCCGAUCUUGCCAAAAAAUAUGAAAAAGCUCAAGUUCCUCGACAUAGACGCAACAGAAUUCGCACGACAGCUUACCAUUAUCGAGUCUAAGCUCUAUGGAAAGAUCAAACCAACUGAAUGUCUGGGCAAGACGUGGCAGAAAAAGGUUGGUCCUGAGGAGCCCGACCCAGCACCGAAUGUGAAGUCCUUGAUCCUCCAUUCCAACCAGCUCACGAACUGGGUUGCGGAGAUGAUACUCUCACAGUCGGAGGUUAAGAAGAGAGUACUCGUCAUCAAGCACUUUGUUUCGAUUGCAGAUAAAUGCCGCAACAUGAAUAAUUUCUCUACCCUUACCUCUAUUGUUUCUGCUCUGGGAACUGCUCCAAUACACCGGCUUAAUCGAACAUGGACUCAAGUCAGCCCAAAGACCAUGACGUCUCUGAAUGUGAUGCGACAGCUUAUGGCCAGCACCAAGAACUUUGGUGAAUAUCGGGAGAGGCUUCGCCGGGCAAACCCGCCAUGCAUCCCCUUUCUAGGUGUUUAUCUUACGGAUCUGACAUUCAUCGAAGAUGGAAUCGCGUCGAUCGUCAAGAACUCCAACCUCAUUAAUUUUGCCAAGCGGACCAAGACAGCCGAGGUCAUUCGUGACAUCCAGCAGUAUCAGAACGUACCGUACUCGCUCAAUCCUGUUCCUGAUCUUCAGGAGUAUAUACUCAGCAACAUGAGAGAAGCUGGCGAUGUACAUGAGAUGUAUGAUAAGAGCUUGCAAAUCGAACCACGGGAGCGAGAGGAUGAGAAGAUCGCAAGGUGA